This is a messenger RNA of Styela clava, 6906 nucleotides long. RefSeq names its product gamma-tubulin complex component 6-like. Gene Ontology annotation, cellular component: spindle pole; microtubule organizing center; gamma-tubulin complex. Gene Ontology annotation, molecular function: microtubule minus-end binding; gamma-tubulin binding. The record is from RefSeq and is a predicted model, not a curated record. Gene Ontology annotation, biological process: mitotic cell cycle; cytoplasmic microtubule organization; microtubule nucleation. Lineage: Eukaryota; Metazoa; Chordata; Ascidiacea; Stolidobranchia; Styelidae.
UUUACUUGCGAUUUUUCUGAUACCUCGGCAUCUGAUUAAUCUCUCAAUUCCAUAAUAAUAUCAACAAAUAAGUGUGUUAAGUGGAGGCCAAAAUGAACAUGUUAUUAAAUGACUUCGCAAACAGGGUGGAUGGAGCGAUAAAUGAGCAUAUGUCAGAAUAUUAGAAAGAUAGAUACCGACAAAUGUGCAGCAGCAGUGGAUCGAUGUGAUUGUUAAUAGUGCUUGUGGGAGCUUUCCAACUACCUAUCAUAUUUGCUUUUAGGUGGGGGAUUACGACCUUGCCUAUAGUAGAGAUUUUUCUUUAUUAUUGUAGACAAUGUUGAACUGGUUAGGACGAUCUUCAUAAGAACUUAGGUCGGUAUGUUUGCAAAGAAGGUUCCUUCCUAUUUGUAAUCUCCACCUCUGUCCAAUAUGUCAUCAUUUAUUGCAAUGGAUGUGACAUACUUAAUAAAUUAAUAGUUUCUAAAAUUUUAAUGCAUUUUGUAGAUGAUAUAUUAUAUCUAUCGACGAUCGUUGGUGAUUAUAAAUAAUGUCUUGCAACACAAUAUCAAUUUACAAUCCUGGUAAUUGUUACUAAAAUCACUGUAAAAUCAUGUCACGCAAAGUAAGAGAUUCGAAAACAGACCAGCGGAGUCUGACACAAAGUAUUGAACGCUUGUGUACAAUUCACUUGGAGAGAAAUGUUUCAAGAGAAGCAAAGUAUUGCAAACCAAAAGUUCCACUCAGCAAGCUUCUGAAGCCAAUGAAAAAGGCUGCGUAUGAUGCACUUUUUGUCAGGAGAAAGAAAGACGUCAUGACUUUCACUGAAGAUCUUUUAUCAUCUGAUCAAUGGAAUGAAGAAAGUAUUGUGAGUGCUGUAGCAUUUAGAAUGAGAAUGGAUCAAAGAAGGCAUCAUGAUGCAGACAGAUUAGAGGAACAUACUGACAAAUUAUUGGCUGCUGAAGCAAAUGAACACAGAAGCUCUAUCAGAUUUCUUCUAAGUCUCGCUGAUACAAGAAAUUCUCCGAAUAAACACUGUGAUAUAAAGAAGAGGAGAAAAGCACCAACACGAGAGGGAAAUUAAAAAAUUUGGAAAAUUAAAAGGAUCUUUAUAUCAUGGAGAUUAUCCAUACCAUUUAUUUCAACAGUCAUACACACUUUAUCCAGAUUGGUAUUCCACAAAUAUUAAUAUCGAUCAACCAUUAUUAUAUCCUGAGAGGAGUCAGAAUACCAAUCAAGAUAUGUUUUAUGCAAAAGAAUAUUUUCUUCCCGAUAAAUUAGGAAACAAGAACCCCAAUGGAUUGUAUGGACUAGACUCUAAAGUUUUCUCUGAUAAAGGUUUAACGGAUUCAGCAUAUGAGUUUGACAGUCAGACACGAUUAUAUGGAGGUCUUCGACACAGUCGUACUUUUGAUUUGGAUGUUAAAUUAUCAUAUCCACCAAUCACGGGUCCUAUCGAUAUGAUGGCCUCCCUUCCUACCUCAAUGACUUCAGUAGAUGAAGGAUUCGUGUCACCAACAUCAAGUAUUGAUUUCUCAGAUUUAGAACAAGAUCCAGCAUCAUUUUCACCUCACAAAUCUGACAGCGGAAUAUCUACUCCUAUUGUUCCUUAUCAUGGCUACAGAGUUCCAAAUUAUGACUUGAAUGUUUGGAAAGAUUGCUUGAAAGUAAAGAAAAGUAAUCAUCGGACAUGGGAGACCCUUGGCUUACCUGCUGGAUCAACGAAACGUGAAUUCUAUCUCACUGAAGCCGGACCAAAAAUGUUUGAUGAAAUAUGGAAACAGCGGGCUUCAGUUAUUCAUAGAUUAGCAAACUUCUUAGAUGGUGGAAAUCUUCCAACGCUGGAAUUCAGAUGCCUGGAAGAAUCGAAACUUGUUAAACAAGCCACAUUAGUCAUGAUGGGUGUUUCAUCGGAUACAUUUCAAUUUAAUAGACUUGCUCAAAUGUUUAUUCCGCGCAAAAACAUAUAUUUUUCUGGUGUCGAUCCUGAAGCUGUUUAUUCACUUCUAUCAAAAUUCAGUGAAUGGGGAACAUGUUAUUGGAGAUUGGUUCAUUUCUCUGCAUUAUCUGUAUCAACAAUACAUUCGUCAAAUCCUUUUCAAUUAUUUAACACUUCAGCUGUCUCAUCAAGAAAUGAAGAAAAAGGAGUAAUUUUUAAGGCGUUUACUGAUGCAGUCAGAAGAUAUCUACAUGAAUUUCAACAUCAAAUAUUGGCAUUGAAAUUGGAAAAUAUAACUUUGCAAAAAUUAUCUGUUAAAUUAAGGAAAGCUGGUGCUCAGAUCAGAUACAUAUGUCAGUUGUGUCAAUGUGGUGACCCUGACUUGCCUCCUUCAUCACCAAAUAUUGCAGAAAACUUUCCUACUGGUGUACAACUUCUAUCUUAUUUAUAUGAAGAAGCGGUUCAUUGUCCUGAACCAAAUCAUUAUCUCGCUUUACUUUAUUUGCUGAGAAAAUCUUGCCUUCCAUACUUGCAAUUUGUCCAGAACUGGGUAUUCAGAGGACAAUGUUGGGAUGCUUCUGGUGAAUUCAUGUUGAACGUGAAUGCUGAUUUCGGUGGAGCUCGCAGAGAUCGUUUAAGAUGGUUGAAAUAUAUUGAACCAGUGGAUACAAGUGAUCCAGGAUCUUGUGUUCCUUCAUUUCUGGCACCAUUAGCUGAGGAGAUUUAUACUUGUGGAAAAACUGUUUCCCUCAUGCAGUUUAUUUCACCCGAGCAUUUCCUGGUAGUGGAUGGAGUUGACACUCCUGAUUUGGAAAUUACAUUUUCUAAACGAAAAAUACAAAUUAUUGAAAAUGAAUGGAUGAGACAUGGAAUGAAAAUGACCGAUCUUGAAGCAAUCAGAACAAUGCAUUGGGUAGAAAAGGAGGAAGAACUGAAAGCGUCUGCUCACAAGGUUGCUAUGUUAGUUAGGAAAGCAGCGAAAGAAGAAAUUGUCAAAAUGCGAAAUGAAAUUAAACAAAGAAAACAAGAAAGAUAUGAUAUAAAAAUGAAAGAAUUUGAAAGAUUGAAAAAACAAGCAAAGGAUGACGCUGAAAGGAGAGCUCUCGAGAUUCAAAAAGAAAAAGACGAAGAUCAUAAAAGAGAAGAAGCUAGACAAGAAAAAGAAAAAUUAAAACAAGCCGAAGAAAAUAGACUAUUAUCCGAGGAAAAGGAAAAAUUAGUUUCAUAUUAUGAAGAAUUAAACAUGGAAGCUGAAAGAAGAAUCAGGAAAGCUGAAUGGUUGAAGAGAAGAAAUCGACUUCAUUCUGAAAGAAUUAAACACUCAAUUGAAGACAAGCAAUACUGGAGAUCUGAGAUAACAAAAAUCCAACAAGCAGCUUCAAUUAACACUUCUUUAGUUGAUGUCCUUGCUGACAAAUCACAGGGGAAUCCUGAAAAGCAACAUGAAGUUGUAACUGGACGAAGUAGUAUCGAAGCACUUGACUCCACUAUUCUGAAAGAAUUCUUAGACAUAACUCUCCUAUCACAAGCUGAAGAGAAAUCUCUUGAAACUCAAACAAAAAUGGCUUCCGAUUUGGAAAGAGCAUUACAAGAUAUAUCACCACAAAAACCAUUAUCAGGAGUUUUCGAGAAUAAAGAUCCUGAUCUAUAUCGUCCUCAAACAGCGACCGGAAUUCAUCAUGUUUCAGAAGAAACUUUGUUAUCAUCCAACAUUGAAAAGACAACCCACACAAAAAUGGUUCACGGGAAAAGUAUAACUCAGUCUCAUUAUAAAUUCGAAUUUAAUGCGAGUAACUCAGAUUCGAAUGGUCCGAUUACUGCGAGUUCCAGAAUGAUCGGUGAAAAAAAUAUAUCACAAUCGUCUAUGAAUGACGUUUUCGAUGAACAAAAUUUACCUCAAAAUUCAGCGGUGCAUGGUACAGCUGUGAAACCUGUUGAAGGAAAAAAUAUUGCAGAUUCAAACAUUGGUGAUUUAAUGGGCGUUGGCUCCGCCACACCCCAUCCAGAAAACACUACUUCUAAAUCAAGAAAAUCUAUUCCUGGGCAAGGAGUUUCUACCACCACAUUCGACAAAGAUUCAACUGGCUUUUCUACUCAUAUUAAAAUAUCGAAAGAUAAAAAAGUAUCUGAUUCAACCAUGAAUCAAAUAAUAGGAGGAAAUUUUGAUACAAACGACACCACUACAAAAACAUUUAAAAAGCAGGUUGCAGGACAUGGAAUUUCAAAAUCAUCAGUAGGGGAUUUAUUGACAGAUAGCCCGAUUGGCGAUUCGAACAUAAAAAGCUCUAUUGUAACCCGAAGGUCUUCUCUGCCAGACUCCGUCAUGGGUGAAAUAUUAUAUGGGGCUGAUCAUGUUGACUCGAUUGCGACUCUGACCCAACACCCAGUAAAAGAUCCGAGCGCGCCCAACCCCUCUAAUAGUACUGUUGAAUCCCUACUUUAUGGAGAUAGUGAUUCAACAAAACAAGAAAUUCAUAAAAAGAAAAAAGUUGAUGGGAGAAAUGUUUCAGAUUCUAGUGUUGGAGAUAUGAUGAAUACGCAAACUUUGUCGAGUAAAGAUGCUCCAUCAAACCAGGAUAUUGAUAGAGUGAGGCGAUUUGCAAUUCAGAAUCAUAUACAUGGGAGUCAUCACAGUCAAUCAAGCAUACAAAAUCUCAUGUAUUAUCAAGACAGAGACCCAACAACAUGGGAAAAAGGGGAAAAAAAAAAUACAGUUGUAAAUGUUGUAAAGCAUCAACCACCGAUAAAUUCAUCCAAGAGACAUCCAUCUUACUCUACAUUACAACUGCAAAUGUUCACACCACUUGCUAUUGAUGAAGAAGAAGAAAUAUUCAAAGCUGAAGAAAAAACUUUUCAUCUCCAACUUCCUUCGAUGAUAAAUAAUUAUUCUGAUUCAUUGCAACCUAAACUUGACGCUCGAUAUCCCAAUAAGGAAGACAUAUUGCCAGUUGAUCUGCUUGGCAAUGUUGUCGGAAAAUCUUUUGAAUCUGAGUUCGAGGAUGAAGUGACAAUGAAUAAUGCUGAUUGGAGAUCUGACAUAGAUGCUGUAGACAUGCAUGCUUUGCCUGUAUUACUAAGUCAAUGUAUCGUCAGACCUAUCAUGCAACAAACUGCACUUGCGAACAGAUGCAUCAUCAACUAUUUCAUGGUGGACAUGGAAUUACCUCGGCAUUUUGAAAUGUUGAGACAUUUUUCGUUCAUGGAAGAUGGAGAGUUCGGACAAAUAUUGAGUAUUCAAUUAUUCGAGAAGAUGCAUAGCGGUUGUCGUCCGAUUGAUCUUCUAAAUCCAGUUAUAUUGGGAUCGCUUAUCACUCGAGCAGUACAAGGUUCUGCUCAACGUAAUUCUCCUCAUUCGAAGAGACUAACUUUUUCAGUUCAACACCUUCCAGAUAUCUUCAGCACAAACGAUCCGAGUUCCCUUGAUUGCUUCACGUUGAAAUAUGAUGUUGGUUGGCCUUGUAAUAUCGUUAUCACUGAAGCAAACCAACGAAAAUAUGGACAAGUAUUUGGAUUUCUUCUCAAAUUAAAACAUGUCAUGUGGGCUCUACAUGAUGUUUACUCAAAACUAUCAACAAUGGGAGACUCCUACACUUUAUUAUCGGAAUCUGAAUUGCGUCGACUACAUCUAUAUCGACAUGAAAUGCAAAAUUUUGUUAAAGUUAUGCAAGGAUAUGUGUCAACUCAGGUUGUGCAUGUAUGUUGGCAUGAAUUCCAAGAUGCUUUAAAAUCUGCAAAAUGUUUGGAAGAUCUUCAUAGUAUUCAUGUUGAAUAUUUAAGAAAAUGUGUAUACAGGUGUCUGUUGACAAAGAAGACUGCUGUUAUAAUGAAUGUCAUCACAGAUGUUUUCAAAACUAUUUUGCGUUUUUGGACUCAACUUUCUACAAAAUCAAUUGCUUUCUCUAAAUUGAAACAUACUUAUGAUAAUUUCCAGAAAUUUUCAUCGUUUUUAUUCAAGGUGGUUACAAAACUUGUUGAUCGUGGUUAUCAACCUCAUCUGGAAGAUUUCCUUGUUCGGCUCAAUUACAAUGGAUUUUACAAGGAAUAAAUACACAGAUUAUGUAUAAUCUUUAAACUCAAAUCCAAUACAAUAACCUGCAACAUUGUAGAACUAUCAAUGCCUGGAACUGUAAAGUUUUGUUAAUUGAUAAUCACAACAAAUUUAAAUCACUGAAGAUGAUACAGUGUUUUAUAUUGGUUACCGGAAAUAUUGAAAAUAAAAUUUUAGAUACUUUUUGUUACCAUACAAUAUAAACAUUGUUCAUCAUCAGUAAUGAACCAUUCUCCAAGUCAAUCUAUUUUAAACUAAUAACUGAUUAGGUAUUUCUGUACCCGUUCUGGUCUGGUAACCCCAGUAGAUGCCUUGAAAAAAAAUUUUAAAAGGGAAAUAUAGAAAUCCUUUGUUUAGGCUUGAGUUUGUUAGUCAUUGUUUGCACUGGACAAAAGAAACAUACAAUAGAGAGUCUAGCAUAAAAUACAGGCUAAUUUGAUGAGCGCUAUUGUUUGAAAUUUAUUGUUGUCAUGUCUCAGCGUGAUAAGUAUAAAUUUUUAUUGAAUGAUCUAGUUUGCAUAAUUGACAAUCUUGGGAGGGAAGUUAAUAAACAAAACAAAAAAUGUAAGAAUGAAGACAACAGAUCAGGGGGGGCGGUGAAGCUCGAAAAUUGUUUUCCGAUCAAUGGAGGCUUGUUGCGUGAUGACAUGGUUGAUCAGUUGGAGAUAUUCUUCAUCUCUGUAAUUCUUUUCUCAUCUUUUAUGAGCCCUUUGUAUCUGAAAAAUCAGGUAGUAUUAAAGUAUAAGCACCAAUUUAUUAGCAAACAAUGUAUCCACUAUUAUUCUUAUUGCCAAAUCACUGAGGCUCGAAACCAUGAUGGUACCAAGUAGACCAGUCAUGUUUUGCCUUUUCCACUGUAUAAUUUACUGUUGCUGCUCUGCAAGCUGUUACAUUCGUGCUUUUUGAUUACCCGAUUUUGUAAUAAAUAAUAUCCAUACAA